Capsicum annuum is the source of this 761-nucleotide messenger RNA. RefSeq names its product autophagy-related protein 8C-like. The transcript is spliced from 6 exons. Gene Ontology annotation, biological process: cellular response to nitrogen starvation. NCBI's taxonomy places the organism in Eukaryota, Viridiplantae, Streptophyta, Magnoliopsida, Solanales, Solanaceae. The record is from RefSeq and is a predicted model, not a curated record. Bases 226 to 585 code for a protein of 119 amino acids.
UAAAUGUAAGGGACUACCUUUGUCAUUUUCUCCCGGGAAAAAAGGGAUAAAAUAGGAAAAACGUACAUAAUUCAUUAUCCAAUUAUAUAUAAUGAUUUUGUUUAUUUAUAUUUAUUUAUAAACAGAGAGAAAAUUUUAUUUUUUUCUUUCACUCUCUUUGUGAUCUUCCUUUGUGUGUAAGUUUGCAGAUUGUUCAAUUUUUGUUGGUAUUAUUUUCAGAUCAUCAUGGCUAAGAGCUCCUUCAAAUUGGAACACCCUCUUGAGAGGAGACAGGCUGAAGCUGCUCGUAUCAGGGAGAAGUACCCUGACAGAAUACCGGUGAUUGUGGAGAAGGCUGAAAGAAGUGACAUCCCUGACAUUGACAAGAAAAAGUAUUUGGUUCCCGCUGAUCUGACGGUUGGGCAAUUUGUGUACGUUGUUCGCAAGAGGAUUAAACUCAGCGCUGAGAAGGCCAUUUUUAUCUUUGUGAAGAAUAUCCUCCCCCCUACAGCUGCCAUGAUGUCUGCCAUUUAUGAGGAACACAAGGAUGAGGACGGCUUCCUUUACAUGACCUACAGUGGCGAGAAUACUUUUGGAUCCUUCUGAAGAUUCGAAACUGUGUAAAUAAGUCUAAGAAACCAUGUAUAUACUUACAUUAGCUACUCUUUCGGAAUUAUCUUUCUACUACCAAGAUGCUUUCUUGAGUUGACAUUGACUCGUUUAUGUAUUUACCUUUACGAAGAUGCUCAUUUUCCCUUAUCUAAGUUGGCGUUGCAUUCGCA